Trichophyton rubrum CBS 118892 is the source of this 2754-nucleotide messenger RNA. RefSeq lists its product as uncharacterized. Gene Ontology annotation, biological process: regulation of DNA-templated transcription; sexual reproduction. Gene Ontology annotation, cellular component: Ste12p-Dig1p-Dig2p complex; Tec1p-Ste12p-Dig1p complex; nucleus. Gene Ontology annotation, molecular function: DNA-binding transcription factor activity. The transcript has 5 exons. Lineage: Eukaryota; Fungi; Ascomycota; Eurotiomycetes; Onygenales; Arthrodermataceae. The record is from RefSeq and is a predicted model, not a curated record. The coding region runs from base 775 to 2754 and encodes 659 amino acids.
GUACGCACGGCUUGCUGGCUGCUGGUACUUCCUUCGCUGCGCUGGCGGCUGCAGAGAGCAGAAGUACCUCCCUUUCCGCCGUCUCUUUUUUUCUUGUCGCUGGUGUCUGUCGAUACAUCUUCUCGCUCCCUCCCAGGUCUUGCGAUCUUAUCUCUCUCUCUCUUUUCCUUUUCCUCCAUUCAUUAAACGGGCCCUCUCUCGCUCUGCCUACCAAAUCAACCUCCCCCCCCCUUCCCCGUCCGUCCCCUUUAUCCAACCGCCCUUGCGCCAGCCCGUUCUCUUACAUAUAUCCUUAGUCCCUCUCCGCCUCCCUCUCUCUCUCUGCUCCUCAUCUUGCCCUCUCUUCGUCUCCUCUCUCUGCCAUCCUCGACCCGACUGCUUCCUUGGGCUGGCCCAUCUCAUAUCCGCCGUCUCAUCUCCCGUCUCAUCAUCCUCGAACGGCUCUCGUCCGCUUGCAAGGCUGAAGGCUGGGCCUUCUCUGCAUCUCUCUGACUGCUGAAACUACUCCGGAACUUGAAUCAAGCCCGGCAUUCCCCCCCUCCCCUCCCCUUGAGUACGCUACAUUACGCCGUGACAACGUUGGGCCAUCUAUCUAUUCGCCUACGUUUCGCCUUUUGUCCAUCAUAUUACUCCUAACUUGCUACCUUGAUAUUGUCUGCGACUGGUGUUUGAUCAGGUUAGUUGGCCUCCAAACCGUUCUACCGACCGUUGAGCCAGGUCGAAACUGCCAGCGCUUAAUGCUAACUCAAGGCUCUUCAGGUCAGGCACAUCACCAUGUAUCCCCAUGGCGCGCCCAUGCCGCCUCCCCAGAAGCCGGAGACCUUCAUGCUAUCAAAUGAAGCCCAGCAGAGUCUGCCACAGGAUGUUCAGGUCGCUCUACAGCAGGUUGACAACCUCAAAUACUUCCUCAUCUCCGCCCCAGUAGACUGGACGCCAGAUCAGCUCAUCAGACGAUUCUUGCUACCCACCGGCGAUUACGUCUCAUGUGUCCUAUGGUAUCCCAAGAGCCCGUUCCUCGACUUCUUGUACAAGAACAACUGCAUCCGAACCCAGAAGAAACAAAAGGUCUUCUACUGGUACAGCGUUCCUCAUGACCGUCUCUUCCUCGACGCUCUCGAGCGGGACUUGAAGCGUGAGAAGAUGGGCCAGGAGGCCACUACAGUCGCCGUCAACGAGCCUGCGCUCUCGUUCGAGUUCGACUCCUCCCAGUCGCUCUACGAGCAGUUGACCAAGGCGCAACAGGCGAACUCGUCCUCUUUCUCUGCCGCACACGUCUCGUCUGCGUUCGCUUCUUCCCACUCGGCCUCGCCCAUGCCGCGAGCCACCGAUUCCAUGCCACCACCGCAGAUGGCUCCCCCGGCCAUCCCCGUUGUCCACGAUGAGCAGAACACAAUGUACCACGGCUCCGUCAGCAGCGAUCCCAUGGGCGGCCAGAUCGUCAAGACUGAGGCCGAUUACCCGCAGUUCCAAUACGAUCGCAAUGGUGUUCCGGUCUCCAAGGUCCACCAGCGCCAUACCUCCAUGCCCACAUACAUGGAAUACUCGCCUGCUCCUUCAUUCGUAUCCUCUCAUUACGAUGAGUAUGCCAACCGUGGUAUUUCCUUUGAGCCCCUAACUCCUCCACAGCACACUAUGCACCUCACCUCAGAGCCGGCUUACAUUGCCAACGAGGAUACCGGCCUCUAUACUGCCAUCCCAGAUAUCGGAUCAACCUCCUCCUUUAACCCAAUGAUGCAACUUCCCCCUUCUAAUGUUGCUGCUCCUCACUACUCUACCGCCUCAAGAAGCUUCCCUUCUUCUAGCGUGUACUCCGUCAUAGAAGGCUCACCGACAUACAAGCAGCGAAGACGCCGCUCAUCCAUCCCACCAAGCAUCACCAACGCUAUCACAGCAGCUACUAAUACAUUGCAUGUACAAUCGCAUUCCCAGGACAUGCACCAGCCUCAAGUCCCGGUCCAGCCUCAUGCUGUUCACCGGCCAAGCGACCUUCGUCGCUCCAUGUCUACCGCGAUUGAAGGCGAUGCUUCCCAUGAGGACUCACCUCCGCGUGCCAUGUACUCUCAGGGCAGUGUUCAUCAUUCUCGCACUACCACUCCCCUGCCAAGCCUAGAAGAGAACACGCAGGUGUCUGUUCCCAUCUCCAUGGGUGAGACAACAACCGUAUCCUCAUUGUCGAAUAUGGAGACCAUUGAUGGUACCGACGGUAUGCACCUAAUGAACGGACACCAGGGUGAUCGCCCCGGUCCCAUUCGUCGUGCUAGAAGCGCUACUAUGAUGGAGCUCGGCCCAUAUCCACAAAAGUCUCACUCCUGCCCCAUUCCCUCCUGUGGCCGUCUCUUCAAGCGUCUAGAGCAUCUCAAGCGACACGUAAGAACACAUACGCAAGAAAGACCAUAUACCUGUCCUUACUGUAACAAGGCGUUCUCUCGAUCAGACAACCUUGCACAGCAUCGCCGUGUCCAUGAGACGCAACAGUCUUCCAACACCGGCUCUCAGCCUCCAAGCUUCAAGGAGGAUGAGCAAGAAAAUGACCGCGAACAGUCAGUCGCAGUCGGCCAGCAUGAGCAACAACCCCAGCAAUCGCAACAAGUUCCAACUUCCAGUGCGAACUACCUCCCAACUACCGUCGUCAACAUGGCCAAUGUCACCUCCAUGCAUUCGAUAGGCACCCACUCCAACCUACCAUCCAUGGUGGCCCCCCAGAUAAUCCAACCCCAAAUGGUCCAACCACAGAUGCUACAACAGCAGAUAUGA